UCAAAAGGCAACUUUUGCUCGUUGAAAAACUGCCCAUAUGACGUCCAGCCCAAUCGUCUGCCACACAUUGCAUGCAAUCACACCGGAAAGUGGUCUUUGAACUGUGGUGACAACUCAACGCUGCUCUCCAUAACCAAAUCGAUGCACCUCUAAAUCCUGAGCAUGCACAAUAGCCUGCGAUCGAUAGCAGCCGCGGCAACCACAAGCAUUCCACGAUCCGGCAGAAUGCUCAAGCUGAGCUGGGACACGGCGCUGCAGAAGGUGGCCUCGCUGUUGGUCAUGGAGUGUGCCCUCCAUCAUGCGCGGCACUGCCUCUCCACGGAAGACUUCGAUGCGCCCGGAGUGAACAUCGCUUACAGCAAGUUCAAGCGGAGGCAGGAGCCAUUCAAGAUCAUCAAGUCGCAGAUUAAUGCGUGGUAUGGCGAAAAUAAAUACCUGGAGCAUCAGAGCUUGCAGACUGCAUCCUUUAAAACAGAGUACAACUUUACCUUACCUAGGUAG
This is a messenger RNA of Drosophila elegans, 501 nucleotides long. RefSeq names its product antigen 5 like allergen Cul n 1-like. The record is from RefSeq and is a predicted model, not a curated record. Lineage: Eukaryota; Metazoa; Arthropoda; Insecta; Diptera; Drosophilidae. Bases 163 to 501 code for a protein of 112 amino acids. The transcript has 3 exons.